AUGCACAAAACCCUAGAUUUGAUUCUUAGAGUCAUAAAGAUAAGAAGUCUCUGUGGUACUGUUAAAAAACAAACAUUGCACUGCUAUUUGUCGUUGCGCUUCCGCCGGGUAGACAUUGACGAGUUUGACGAGAACAAAUUUGUGGAUGAACAGGAGAAGGCAGCAGCUGCGGGAGAGCCAGGCCCGAAUCCUAUCGAGGUGGACGGACUUCUGCAGCAAGGGGACAUGCUUCAGGCAUUCCAUGCGGCCUUGAGGAACUCUCCAAUCAACACCAAGAAUCAAGCUGUAAAGGAGCGAGCCCAGGGUUUGGUGCUGAAAGUGCUCACAAACCUUAAGGGCAGUGAGAUUGAGCAGGCUGUGCAGUCACUGGACAGAAACGCCAUCGACUUGUUAAUGAAAUACAUUUACAAAGGGUUUGAGAAACCCACAGAAAAUAGCAGUGCAAUGUUACUUCAGUGGAAUGAAAAGGCCUUAGCUGUGGGAGGACUAGGCUCCAUUAUAAGAGUUCUUACAGCAAGAAAGAGUGUUUUAAAAAAAGACUUAUGUUACCUUGAGAAGAAUUUUGGAUAUCCAGGCUGACGAAGAAGGGACUGACAAUGGACUAUCUUCCUAGGAACUCCCAACUAAUUAUUUCAGGACACAUAUCUGCUAAAAUGUAUUUUAUUUACAAGGUGGAGGGAGAAAUUGUCUUGUUUCCUAAACCCUUUGCAGGAUCUGAG
Molecule: messenger RNA, 719 nt
Organism: Jaculus jaculus (lesser Egyptian jerboa)
Lineage: Eukaryota; Metazoa; Chordata; Mammalia; Rodentia; Dipodidae
Product: actin-related protein 2/3 complex subunit 5-like protein
Exons: 2
Coding region: 1-579 (192 amino acids)
Biological process (GO): regulation of actin filament polymerization; Arp2/3 complex-mediated actin nucleation; cell migration
Cellular component (GO): cytoplasm; actin cytoskeleton; Arp2/3 protein complex
Molecular function (GO): actin filament binding
Source: RefSeq, a predicted model, not a curated record